This is a messenger RNA of Aspergillus mulundensis, 2685 nucleotides long. RefSeq lists its product as uncharacterized. The record is from RefSeq and is a predicted model, not a curated record. Lineage: Eukaryota; Fungi; Ascomycota; Eurotiomycetes; Eurotiales; Aspergillaceae. The transcript is spliced from 2 exons. Bases 1 to 2685 code for a protein of 894 amino acids.
AUGUGGUCCCCGCUUGCCAAGUCAGAAGAUCAGAGAUCCAAUGCCCCCUCUGAGCGGAAGUUGUCCGGCUCUAGUGCUGCCCCCAACCAGCCGCAGCAGAGCACCGACUUCAACCCUAAGGAGGCCGGCAGUGAUAUUCAGCAGCAGGCACCCGAACCUAUCAGCCAAGAGCAAGAACAACAGCAGGAGCCGGAGCAGGAGCAGGAGCACGAGACCGAGACCGAGCAUGAGCAGAAGGAGCCCACACCCCAGACGCACACGCCCCAGCAGAAGGAGCCAGAGCUAGAGCAGCGUGAUGACAAUGAAUCACAAGCAUCUGGCCCAGCUCAAAGCAGCGGAAGCGGUGUUUUUGGAAGAAUAGGGUCGCUCGCCGGUGGUCUUGGGCAGCAGGUUACUCAGACCAUCAAGAGUGUCCCCAGUAUCGCCUCCAAGCCGCUUAGCAUGCUGAAGGAUCUCCACGUUCAAGAGGGUGGAGAGAUAUUUGGCCCAGAGGGUAACGUUGUCGGCAAAGUUGUCGAGGGUGGUGAGGAAGCCGUUGGCGGUGUAGUCGAGGAGGGAGGAAAGAUCGUGAACGAUGACGGCGAGACUGUGGGUAAGGCGGAACUUACCGAGGAGGUCAAGGAGACCGUGGACGACGUGAAAGAUGACCUUCCCGAAGACGCGAAGUCCGAAGCCACCGAGAAGACCGAAAGGACUGCGGAAGGCUCCGAGAAGCCAGCUCAAGAUGUGACCGACGACGUCGAAAAGACAGCAGAAGGUGCAACCGAGGGUGUCGAAGAGCCUGAGAAGAAGACCGAAGACGCAACCGACGAUGUUGAGAAGAAGACAGACGUUGCAACCGAGGACCUCGAAGGCCCCGAAAAGGAAGCCGAAGGCGCUACUGACGAGGCAGAGAAGACCGCAGAAGAGGCGACUGAAGGCGUCGAAGAGACAGCCGAAGAAGCUGAAGAGGCUCUGCCGCCACUUUCCGCCCUUGAAGGCCUGACCUGCAACAAGGCCGGAAAGAUCAUUGACUCCUCCGGCAAUCCCGUUGGUGAGUUGGUGGAAGGCGACCCGAAGAAGCUCUCUAGACUCGGGAGCAAGCUCGACGACAAGGGCCAGUUCUGGGACAGCCGCGGUAACGUUAUCGGCAAAGCCAAGACGAUCAAAGCCGAGGACUAUGGAGAGGAGCCUCCCUUCGCCGGACUUGAAGGUCUUCACGUCGUCGAAGAUGGUUUCGUCGAGGACGGUGCUGGCCACCGUGUCGGCAAACUGACCGAGGGUGAUGCGAAGAAGCUCCUUGGCCGCCCCGUCGAUGAAGAUGGAGACGUCAUUGACCAGCACGGCAGCGUCAAGGGCCACGCCGAGCCCUAUGAGGAACCCGAAGAAGAGAAGCCCGAAGAGGUGGACCUGUCGAUCCUAGAAGGAAAGACGGUUAACAAAGCCGGCAAUGUUGUUGACGAGCACGGUACCGUCUACGGCCGCAUCGUGUCCGGCGAUGGCAAGCGCCUUGCAGGACGAAAGGUCGACGGCAAGGGUCAGAUCUGGGGUGAUGAUGGCAAGGUCAUCGGCAGGGCUGAGCUCAUUCCUGGUGCUGAGCAGGAGAAGCCUGAAGGCUUGUUCUACGGCUUCGAGAACCUGACAGUUGGAAAAGACGGUGUUGUCCAAGAUAAGUCCGGUCGUAUCGUUGGCCGCAUUAUCGAAGGAGAUGCCGCCAAACUUGUUGGUCGCCAGGUUGACGAAGAUGGUGAUAUCCUUGACAAGAGUGGUAACACCAUCGGAAAAGCCGAGCGCUGGGAGCCGGAAGAGAAGAAGCGCGACAUCAACCCUAUGGCAGGCCGCAAGGUCAACCGUGAGGGUGAAGUUCGCGACGCCGAUGGAAACCUCAUCGGCAAGCUGACUUCCGGUAACCUGAGCAGUCUCAUCGGAAAGGAGAUCGAUGACAACGGAUAUGUAGUUGACAACGACGGAAACAAGAUUGGCGAAUGCACUUUGCUCGAGAACAUCCCCGAGCCUGAGCCUGAACCGGAGCCUGAGGCCGAGCCAGAGGGUCCCUCUCAGGAAGAGCUGGAUGCUCAGAAGAAGGAGCAAGAGGACAGGGAAUUGGCCAAGAAGAUGUCGGCUAUCGUGUCCGGAACGCUGGACCGUGUUGAACCUAUCUGCAAGAUGAUCACCGAGCACGUUGACAGAGCGAACGCGACGCCAAAGGAGGAGCUCGAUGAGGAGGAACUGGUCAAGAAUGUCAAGCCGCUCCUUGAAGAGGCCAACAGCAUCCUCCAGGAGUGCAACGGCGCCAUUCGUGCCCUCGACCCUGAUGGCCGUAUCGCCGCUCAAGCAAAGGCCCGAGCUGCGUCCCACGAGGCCUCGCCCGAAGAAUACGGCUUGGCCGAGAAGCUCAAGGAGCUUUCCAACUCUGUCCUCAGGUGCAUUGACAACGGAAAGAAGAAGAUCGCUGGAAUGCCCCACGCAAAGAAAGAGCUGAACCCACUCUGGGGUCUUCUCAGCGAGCCGCUUUUCCAGAUUAUCGCGGCCGUCGGUCUGCUCUUGUCCGGUGUGUUGGGCCUGGUCGGUCGACUGCUGGACGGUCUCGGACUGGGACCCUUGGUCAACGGCUUGCUUGGUGGUCUGGGACUCGACAAGCUGCUGUCAAACCUGGGACUAACGUCGCUGACGGACUCUCUGGGACUGACUGGCAAGAAGAAAUAA